Molecule: messenger RNA, 2983 nt
Organism: Mercenaria mercenaria
Lineage: Eukaryota; Metazoa; Mollusca; Bivalvia; Venerida; Veneridae
Exons: 9
Coding region: 266-1513 (415 amino acids)
Source: RefSeq, a predicted model, not a curated record
GAAUGUGGAGCAAGAAGUAAUUGACAUCAUUGAAGAAGAUACAGAAGACACAGAAAAUAGUGAAAUAGAAUACAGUAGCACAGGAAAAAAUAAACUUCUGACAUAUAGUCAUUCAGAGGAAGAAGAUGGACUGAUAUUAGUAUCAGAAGCAUCUCUGAGAGCUCUAGCUAAAAAGAUACCAAUAACAGAAUGUGAAAAUAAAAGUUGUAAAGAAACAGUUUCACUGUCCAGUAGAAAAAAUGCAUCUGGAAUAACUCUCAACUGGAUGUGCCCAAAAAGCCACAACAGUUUAACAUGGACAAGCCAACCUGUCCUACCAAACGGAGUAAUGGUUGGAAAUUUCAAAAUCUAUGCAGCAAUAGUCAUGUCUGGAAAUAACUAUUCCAAAGUUGCCCUUAUGGCUAAGUUCAUGAGGUUGGGAUUUCCUUCCGCCUCCAUGUUCGAUAGAAUUCAGGGCCAGUAUAUUAUACCAGAAGUUGACAGAUACUGGUUGACUAUAAAACAAUCGACCCAAGAAGAAUUGCGUGCCACAAGCAUUGUAGUUGCAGGGGAUGGAAGAAUGGACAGUCCUGGCCAUUCUGCCAAAUACUGCACCUACACAGUCAUGAAUCAGACAGACAAGAAAAUAGUUUCAAUGGAAGUAAUUGAUAAAAGAGAAGUUCAGCUUAAAUCCGGACAGUUGGAAGUACGUGGCUUUAGAAAGACUAUGGAUGAUAUUAAAGAUGCUGGCAUAGAGGUGAAGGAGAUUGUGACUGAUGCACAUCCUCAGAUCUCAUCAAUUAUGCGCAGAGACUUUCCUGAUAUACGACACAGCUGGGAUAUGUGGCACGGAGCAAAGAAUCUGGGGAAAAAGUUACAUGCUGUAGCAUUGGAAAAGGGAAAUAGUCAACUGAAGCCAUGGGUUCAGGACAUAACAAACCAUUUCUUUUACAGCGCUGAAACUUGCAAUGGUGACAGAGAUGUUUUACAGAUGAAGUUUGUGUCAGUCAUGAACCACUCCUUAAACGUACAUCGAUGGGCAUUAGGGGGAUGUGACCAUGAGGAAAUUGACCAAACUGUUGAGAGAGAAAAGGAAUGGUUAGAUCCAGAUGGUUCCUCAAUCAUUGCCCUUGAGAAAAUAAUAAUGGACCACCGGUUCCAGAGCAAUCUUGGUCACUAUGUUACUUGUCAGACAACUUCAGAGAUUGAAUCAUUUAACAACCACCUACUAAUGUACGUCUCAAAGCGACAUGCAUUCACUUAUGCAAGUUACAAAUGCAGAUGCCAAUUAGCUGCUAUUGAUUAUAUGCACCAUCUGAACCGACCACUGAGAAAAAACAAGAAAGGAGAAUUUUACUACUGUAGAACAUUUUCAAAGGCUGCAAAUCACUGGGGCUUCAAAUAUGUAAAAGUGCCAAAGGACUACAGCUACAUUCCAGAAAUGAUGAUUGCAGUUUUGUCAGUUUAUUGCAAGUCCUUCAAAGAAAGACCAUUAAGUAAGAAAAGGUUACGUGCCCGGAUGAUCCCAGUUUAAUUGCUCCAACGAUUGCACCAGAGGCUCCUCCACCAACGAAGCAGCUUGUAGAGAAACAACAGUCAAGGCUUAAAAGAGAAAGCUGGCCAAAACCGGAAGAACAAUUAAUUGAAGACUGACAUCAGUUCCAAAAAAUAUGGAUGAAGGGCAUAUCAUGAUUACUAAGUCUUCAUAAAUCCAUACAAAUUUCAGUGACACUUCAUAAAUGUACUUUAUAGAUUCUGUUGCAUUUGCCUUUCAUGGCAGUUUUUAGUUGAACUAUAAUUAUUUAUGGAUAGCUUCAGUAAAAUGUAAGCAGGAAUUCAGAGUUUUUUCAUGGCAACCUUUUUUGGAGUACAUGAUGACCCUUCAUAAUUGUUUUUUUGUGGGUCAUUUUUUUUUAUUUCAAACUAAGAUUACUCCUGCUCACAUCAUUAAAAUCAGAGAGAUUUUCUCAACCUACGGGGAUUGCUUUGGCCUGUUUUUAUGGAAGGCCAAUAUUUCAUUUUGCCAUUUCCAACGAAUAACUAUUUAUAUUUCGGUCAGCCAUUUUUACAAAGCCGUCUUGAUGUGUGAACAUUUUUUUGGUCUUUCACCUAACGACAAUCCUGCAGGUAUUUCUUAUCACACAACAGAUAAUAAAAACUUUUUAAUUUUUGCUCUGUCAUUAUGUUAAAUGUUUUAUCGAAUCAAGUUUAAUACACCGAGGUGUGUGGGAUUGUAAACUUUAGACGCAGUCUGUAUUAAAUGAUGGGAUAACUGUAAUGAAGUUACUUGAGGAUUAUCAGAUAAUUAAGGUGGUCAGUCACAUUUAUCAACAUUUAAUGACAUUUUUUACUUUUUGUAUAUUCUGGUAGAGAAUUAUUUACGAACAAAAAGACCGAUUACAUAGAGUUAGAUUCCUAUUUGAAAUGUAUAUUUUAUUAUUUUUAUUAAAUUUUGUAAUUACUCCCCUUUAAUAUGAAAGUAUAUAAAAAGCUGGGUAUUUCUUUUUAUUUCGAUACAAUGUCUAGUUUUACAUUUGCAUUUGAUAGACAUAUCAACUAUUGAACAAUCUGAACCAAAAUGCAAGUUUUAAAGCUGUGUGUAGCUUCUGAAUUCAUUUAUUUCCAAUCUAUCUUGGUUGCGCAACCAAGAUAGGCAAAGGGAGGUAAUAAUAAUUUUUCAAACUUUCGUUUCUAAUGAAUUCCAUCUAAAUACAUAAUUUUUAAUGCAAAUAUUUUACAAAUAUAUUACAAUAUGUCUAAUAUUUAUACAUUUCCUUAGGCAAAGUAUGUUUAUCAAAUUUAUACUUAUGAUAAAAUAACUCUAUCUUGGUUGGGCAACCAGGAUAGGAAAAUGGAAUUUUAAAAAUACCUCCAGUGAAAAUCUAAUUUGUAUUAAGUGUUAAGUGAACAUAAAUGAGUGUAAAUGAUCAGAUGCUAAAGUUUCGAACAAAUCCGUUACAUGGCCAAAAUCUGAUUAUCCACCUUUAAAUUUUGGAUGCAGUCU